CCGAGCGCUUCACAAUGGUCAAGCCAUACAUGCGCUCGUCGAUCUUUCCAUGGUUACCGUUCCUUAUUAGACCGCUAAUCGCUAUAUACACCACGACCUUCUUCCAGCCAGACGAAUAUUUUCAAUCUCUCGAACCCGCUCACAGAUAUGUUUUUGGUUUUGGAGUGCUGACUUGGGAAUGGACCAGUGAUUCCCCAAUACGCUCAUUUACAUAUCCCUUAAUCUUUGUUCCUGUUUAUCAAAUCAUUCAAUAUUUUCGCUUGGAGGAGACGGGGGCGCUGAUCUGGUUGCCCAAGCUCGUCCAAUCUAUAUUCGCUGCACUCACGGAUUACUAUACAUAUCGGUUGUCCAAAAGGCUCCUCGGCGAGAACGCGGCAUUUAUUUCUCUGUUCCUCUCCCUGCUGUCCUUCUUUAAUGUACUCGCCUUAUCCCGAACUCUCAGCAAUUCUAUGGAAACUUCUCUUACUAUCAUGGCCAUAUAUUUCUGGGAUUUCGAUUCCGGCCGCGAUGGGGAUCAGGGGGGUUUCCCUGGCUAUGUCGCCGCAUUUGUUGCCGCAAUAUCUUUCCUGAUACGACCUACGAGCGCCCUCAUAUGGGCAGCGCUUGCCAUUUACCAAUGUGCCAUGCUGCCAGCACAUAUCCCUCGGCUGGCGACUCGAGCACUGCUAGCAAGCUGCCUUGCAUUCCCUGCAAGUCUUCUUGUAGAUAAGCUAUUCUAUAGGUCAUUCCAGUUGACUGUAGUGAAUUUCAUCAAAGUCAACUUCUCGUCCGUCGCUCUGUUCUAUGGGAAGAACCCGUGGCAUUAUUAUCUCACACAAGGACUACCGAUCUUGUGUACCACUGCCUUGCCAUUUAGCAUACACGGCAUGUGGAUCACUCUUCAUCCGGCAGGAUCUGCACCGCUUGCCUUGAAGUGUCUAGCAUUCGUUGUUAUUUUUAACGUCGCUGUUUAUUCACUGGCUGGCCAUAAAGAAUGGCGAUUCUUGCACCCACUCCUUCCUAUAUUCCACGUGUUUGCUGCCCGAUCGCUGGAAGCGAGCUACCACUGGAGGAGGACACGGUCAGAGGCUCGCGCAAAACUUCCCCUCUUCAACCUCCGAAUUAAAACCAGUCACCUUUGGGUGAUACUGUUUAAUUUACCUGUAUCCUUCUAUGUGAUGCGAUAUCACGGUCGUGGCCAGAUUGCCGCAAUGUAUUAUCUUCGCUCCUUGCCGCGCACAGAGCUUGUCUCCUUGGGAGUGUUAAUGCCAUGCCAUUCUGUCCCCUGGCAGUCCUAUCUCCAUCGAGUAGAACUAGAAAAUGGGCGGGCAUGGUCGCUGAGCUGCGAGCCUCCGCUGCUUGGUCAAAAUCUUCUAACAUACCGGGACGAGACGAAACAUUUUUAUGAGGACCCAGCAGCCCAUGUCGAGCAAUAUUUCUCCAAAGCGGAGGUCCGAACGAACCACACUGGAGUGGAUGCUUCCUGGCACCACAUCUGGCCGAGCCAUCUCAUGCUCUUCAAGUCCCUACUCACGUACCGGCCUGCCCACAUCGAUUCGAAGGACGAAUACACCACUAUAGAAGACAUCUUAUGGGCUCACGGCUAUCGCCAGGUCUGGGAGUCUGGUUGGAAUGGUUGGGAAGGCGACGAAAUGAGAAGAGGGGCAGUAGGUGUGUGGAAAUCAGGGAAUGAAUUAGGCAGGAUAUAGAUGCUUUCGGGGUUGGUGAUUAUGGUAGGCAUUCAUUCAUGGUGCUUAAGUUACAAGACCUCGUCUAGAUUGCACACAU
Messenger RNA from Cantharellus anzutake, 1767 nucleotides. RefSeq names its product Alg9-like mannosyltransferase family-domain-containing protein. The transcript is spliced from 6 exons. The record is from RefSeq and is a predicted model, not a curated record. Gene Ontology annotation, cellular component: endoplasmic reticulum membrane. Gene Ontology annotation, biological process: GPI anchor biosynthetic process. Gene Ontology annotation, molecular function: alpha-1,2-mannosyltransferase activity. Bases 15 to 1688 code for a protein of 557 amino acids. NCBI's taxonomy places the organism in Eukaryota, Fungi, Basidiomycota, Agaricomycetes, Cantharellales, Hydnaceae.